This is a messenger RNA of Cercopithifilaria johnstoni, 2565 nucleotides long. The record is from the annotation of a GenBank genome assembly. Lineage: Eukaryota; Metazoa; Nematoda; Chromadorea; Rhabditida; Onchocercidae.
AUGUCCUCGGGGGAAACACUACCUCAAGUAUUAAACAGAUCAUCAUCAUUUGUUACACAUCAUCAACUUUCCAACUUCCCAUUAUUUACUCAAUUAACCCAACAACAACAUCAACAACAACAACAACAACAACAUUAUCUUCAUCAUCAUUAUCAUUAUCACCCAUUUCAACAGCAAUAUAAUCAAUCAUCAUCGACUAUUACCGUCACUAAUAGCUGCAAUAAUAGCAUCAAUAAUAAUAAUAAUAAUAAUAACAGUACAACACCGCAACAACGUAUCAAACUGAAACGACAACGACAACGUGUUGACGCCGGUGAACCACGUAAUCCUUAUCAGGCAACACGCAUAUCGAUGCUUCAACAACAACGCCAACAACAACAACAACAACAGCAGCAACAACAACAACAACAACAACAUCAACAACAGCAACAACAGCAACAACAACAACUAUAUGCGAAUGAUUUUCAAUUAAGCAAUGUUAUCAAGAAUAAUAAUAAUAGUACUGAUGAUAAUAACAGCAUUGCGUAUACAGCACUAACAACUCAAAAUAAUAUUAAUGCUACCUUAAGCAGUAUAUUCCCCUGGAUUACAACUACGAUAACAUCGACAACAACAGCACCAAUAACAACAAUAACAGCAACAACAACUACUACUACUGCUACUACUACAAUGCAACAAAGAUUUGAAUCAUCAUUUAAUAUUAUGGAACAAGUUAGUGAUACGGAUGAUUCCAUUCAAGAUCUUAGUCGACAACGAAAUGUUAAUAAUAAUGAACAUCAGGAAUUUACAACUUCAACGAGAAUAUCAUCAUCGAUGACACAUAUGAAUGAUAAUGCUAAAACUAGCGAUUAUAAUGAUGAAACAUUAGCAACUAUUAUUAAUUCAGCUAAUGAUAAUGAUGAAACAACUACAAUGAUCAUUGAUGACCAAUCAUAUAGGCAAAAUAACGAUGAUGAUAAGGCUGAUGAUGAUGAUACAACAUCAUAUUUAAAAGAAGAACAUAGUACGAGUGAAACAAGUCCUACUCCAAGCGUAUCAUUUACCGGUGGUGGUAAUAGUGGUAGCAGUUCAUCCAGGCGGAAAAGUGCUGCACCACAACGACAACCAAUUGAUAUUGAUGAUGAAUGCAAUCUUCAAAUUGAACAAAACGAGGAUAAAUUGGAAGAUGAUAAGAUUACAAAUAAAACAAAUAUCGAGAAAUCAGAUGAAACAAAACUGGCUAAUGAAGCACCAAAAAAUGUUUUAGCUGCAAGUUUAGCUGCCAAUAUUAAUCCACAGAACAGGAUACAAGAAAUGAUUGAUAUACAAAAACGAAUUUAUUCGAAUUGGAUUGAACAACAGAAGAAAUUAUUGGGCGCAAAUGGUGAAGAGCAAAAACGAGCACAAAUUCAACUUAUACAACAACAAAUUCAACGAGACUAUGCUAAAUUAGCGCAAUCAUUAAAGCAAGAACUUAUCAAUGGAUUAAAUAGUAGCGUUGAUAAGAUAAUAGCUGAAUUCAUUGCUGCUGAAGCAGCUAUCAGUGCGCAACGUACGACUGCUGCACUUGUGGAACAACAACGUGAGCAAGCAGCAGCCGUUGUUGCUAAUCGAAGUCCAUUUCUCUUCCAUCCUCUCUAUCAUUCGUUUAACGGUCAAUCUACUCCGUUUCCAAAUCCAUUUUUACAAAAUAGCCUACCAUUACCGCCACCAUCACAUCAUCCUCCCGGUAUUUUUCCAGCUGCUUCUGCACCUCGUACAACCUUCAAUCCAUUUGUACCACAUCUAAAAGCUGCAUCACCAGCUACCGCAGCAUUUCGUAAAAUGGAUGAUUUAAGUUCAUUUGCACCACGAAAGAAACGAUCGAAAGUAACGGAUUCUUCACGAAUAAAUAAAAUUCAACCAAUAACUACUUCGAAUCGUGAAGUAUCCUCGCUUCCUAAUAGUGCCCGAUCUUCACCACAGUUAUCAUCAUAUUUUCCACCAACAAUGGUUGGUCAUCCAUUAUACGGUGGUGGUACAUUUGGUGCUGAUGAACGGGAUAGUCCGAUUAAUUCGGAUGAUGCAAGCGAUUGUGGACCAUAUGAUGGAAGUAUCGGUGGAAGUUCUACUUUAACACCAAUGCAUUUGCGUAAGGCAAAACUGAUGUUUUUUUAUACGCGUUAUCCAAAUUCAGCUUUAUUGAAAUCUUAUUUUCCGGAUAUUCGUUUUAACAAAAACAACACUGCACAAUUGGUUAAAUGGUUCUCGAAUUUCCGAGAAUUUUUUUACAAUCAAAUGGAUAAAUAUGCGAGGAAUUAUCUAGCUGAAGGGAUCAAAAAUAAGGAUGAUAUUAUUGUUACACCGGAAUCGGAAAUUUACAAAAGUCUCAAUCAACACUAUAAUCGUAAUAAUCAUAUUCAGCCACCGGAACAAUUAUCAUUGGUAAUACAAGAAACAUUACGUGAAUUUUUCUGUGCUGUACAAAGUGGACGUGAUGCUGAGCCAUCUUGGAAGAAAACAAUUUAUAAAGUAAUUAAUCGAAUGGAUGAUCCAAUUCCGGAAUAUUUUAAGGAUCCGAAUUUUCUGGAACGUUUAGAGGGUUAA